GUCAUCUUUGCUCCGCCCUCUCACAUUGCAGCAUGGAGGAUAGAAUGUAACAAAAUCCAGGUAGCAACUGUGGCAAGGCAAGAGGUGUUCUUCAUUUUAAAAGGACAUCGUGCUUGGAAGAUAAGAAAGUGAUGCACGAUGCCCAUAGUGGACAAGCUGAAAGAGGCCCUGAAGCCCGGCCGCAAGGACUCUCCCGACGAGGGAGACCUCAACAAGCUGCUGGCCUCGUCCGCCAAGAAGGUGCUGCUGCAGAAGAUCGAGUUUGAGCCGGCCACCAAGGGCUUCUCUUACCAGCUGGAGAGCCUGAAGACCAAGUACGUCAUCCUCAACCCCAAGAGCGAGAGCACCGUGGUCCAGAGGCCCUCUGACCCCGUCCACAUCAAGCGGCAGGUCUCGGAGAGCGCGGGCGGUGGGCAGAGCGAUGGCAUCCCCGCCCCCCAGAAGAUGCUGUUUCCCGGUAACCGCCUCUCCAUGAGGUGGGAGCGUGUCUACAGGGUGGGGGCCGGCCUCCACAACCUGGGAAACACCUGCUUCCUCAACUCCACCGUGCAGUGUCUCACCUACACCCCGCCCCUUGCCAACUACCUGCUGUCCAAGGAGCACAGCCGCACCUGUCACCAGUCGGGGUUCUGCAUGAUCUGUGUGAUGCAGAACCACAUCGUCCAGGCCUUCGCCAACACAGGGAACGCCAUUAAGCCUGUGUCCUUCAUCAGAGAUCUGAAGAAAAUCGCCCGUCACUUCCGGUUUGGCAGCCAGGAGGACGCCCACGAGUUCCUGCGCUACACGGUGGACGCCAUGCAGAAAGCCUGCCUGAACGGCUACCCCAAGUUGGACAGGCAGACACAGGCCACCACGUUGGUCCAUCAGAUCUUUGGGGGUUACCUCAGGUCACGAGUUAAGUGCUCCAUUUGUAAGAGUGUAUCGGACACCUACGAUCCUUACCUGGACAUUGCUGUGGAGAUCAGGCAAGCGGCAAACAUCGUCCGGGCGUUGGAGCUGUUCGUCAAACCAGACGUUCUGAGCGGAGAGAACGCUUACAUGUGUGCAAAGUGCAAGAAGAAAGUACCGGCGACCAAGCGGUUCACUGUCCACCGGACCUCCAAUGUGCUGACGCUGUCGCUGAAGAGGUUCGCUAACUUCAGCGGUGGGAAGAUCACCAAGGACGUGGGUUACCCAGAAUUCCUGAACAUACGGCCCUACAUGUCACAGAGCUCAGGGGACCCAGUUAUGUACGGCCUGUAUGCUGUCCUGGUGCAUUCUGGCUACAGCUGUCAUGCCGGGCACUACUACUGCUAUGUCAAGGCCAGCAACGGGCAGUGGUACCAGAUGAACGACUCGAUGGUCCAUUCCAGUAACAUCAAGGUGGUCCUCAAUCAGCAGGCCUACGUCCUGUUCUAUCUGAGAAUCCCCGAGACAAAGAAGAACACGGACGGGCCGAUGAUAAAGCAGGGGGCAAUGCAUGCUGGGAGGAACGCCAUGACCCCCGAACAGCUGAAGAAGGCCACCCUCAACGGGCCGCUGUCGUCUCCGCAGGUCACCAAGAAGCUGGACCCCUCUCAGCUGAGGAAGAUACAGUCCAUGGACGGGGGGGUCGGGGUCCCCGUGGCCCGGGGGGGCGGGCCCACGCCCAAGCUGGCCAACGGCAUGCCCUCGGGGCACGGCCCCUCCAAGCCUCCGGGCCCCACCCUGAUCGAGGAGCCCUUCAAGAAGCUGAAGAAGCCGUCGCUGCAGACCCAGGGCCGCAGCGCCACCCCCGCCCCCUCCAACGGCCUGGGCAGGGCGGACGGCGAGCGGCGGCCGGGGUCGGAGGUCAGGGGCCUGCCUGCAUCUACCUCAAUGAAGUCCCUCUCCGACUCGUCCUCCGCCGACACCUCCGAUUCCAAGGACUGCGGGGGGCCCCGGAGCGCCCCGGCCGGAGACCCGGCCCCCCAGAGGAACGGCGUGAACGGGACGGCCUCCCCCAGCCGCUCGGCCCCGGCUUCCAAGAGCGCGGAGCACCGGGCCGGAGAGGACCAGAAGACGGUGAAAUUAAAACCCCAGGCCCUCACCAACGUCGCCUCCGAGCCCGCCAGCACCAUGUCGCCCCCGCCCGCUAAGAAACUGGCCCUGUCCGCCAAGAAGGCCAGUCCCAGCAGGAGUCUGAACAGCAGUGAGGCUCCGCUCCCCCCAGCACGCCAUUCGUCCAGAGACCCCACGCAUCCCGCUCAACUCCACCCCCUCAUCUCCGCUCUUCCCGCGCGCGCACACAGGGCUGAGCCAUUCCAUUCGCCCAAACCCCAGACUCCACCCCUACCCCAGCCCAGCGCAGACCCCCGCCACACUCCCCCGUCCUCCGCUCUGCCCAGGCCACCGCCCACCUUCUCUGCUCAGACCAAUGGCUUUCUUCCCCGCCCUCUGAAGACCCCCAGUCCGGCCCGCCCCACCUCCGUCCCCCCGGGCUCCGCCCCCGAGCCCGUCGGUCCCGCCCCGCAGAGGAAGAAGAAGAGGCGCAAGCGCUGUCACUCGGAGAUGGAGGCGGAGCCGCUGCCCCCAGCGGGAAAGACGGAGGCCGUCCGCAAAAAGAAGAAGAAAAAGAAGCGGAAGAGAGAGGAGGAGGAGCGUCCCCAGAGCCACAGGGAGGCCCCCAGCCUGCCCCAGCCCCCUCAGGAGGAGGACUGGUGUCUGGGGGAGCCCUGGACCAUCUCCCCCUCACCUGCAGGGGCGCGGCCGGAGACCCCCCGCACGGAACGGCCGGCCGCAGACGCAGUCAGGAAGAAGAGGAGGAAACGAAAGGAGCGACGGGAAGAAGAGACCGCCUCUCGCCCUGUCCUUGAACGCUCGGCGAUGGAGGGAGGAGACACUGGGACAGAGCUUAAAAAGAAGAAGAAGAAGAGGAAGCUGAAGGAAGACGUGGAGAGAUGUGGAGAGAAGAGCCAGGGAGCGAGCGAUCAGGAGCACGCAGACGCAAGCUCAGUCCUCCCACCACAGAGCGGCGCCGUCGAGGCAGGGAAGGCCCCCGUCUCCAGCUCCGCCGCAGUGUUCGUGUGGGACCGCCAGGUGAGGGACGGGUACAAGCGUCCGCAGGAAGCCCCUGCCGCAGAGGAAGGGCCCGCUCCCAUGGCCUGGGACGGCAAACGCACCUGCAGCGUGGUGGAGGAGCUCCUCAGGAACUCUGCGGACAAAGCGUACGGAACGGCAGUUCUCGGCUGGGAUGGAGAGGCCUCUGCCAUCAGCAGGGAUGCGGUAGAGGAUACACGGCACACAAAAUUUGACACCGUGAUCGACGAAUGGGACGAGGACUUUGACAGUGGCAAGGUAAAGAAGGUGAAAAAGUACAAGAAGGAGAGGAGGAGGAGUUUUAACGUUUUCCAGAAGAUACAGGACCGGAAAAGCAUGUGGUCCGUCACACCAGGAGGGAAGAAGGGUUGCAUGGGAUACCGCUACUGACCAAGGGAACCAGUUGGAAUCUGGGAUGUUUUAAGAAGGGGGGCGGUCCUCCGUGGCUCCGGACCCGACGGGGGCGGGCUCUGCCGUCUGCUCCAAUCGGACCGGGACGUGGCCGGGGCGGCCCUGCGGUCUGGGCGACGGCCUGGUGGCAUCUCCGAGCGGCCCGACGGCCUCCUCCGGGAGGUUCUCUGCUGGGGGAAAUGGACCACAAUCUGACUGUCGCGUGACCAGUCCCGCAAAACCCACGGCUCAUCUCGGGGAAAGCGCUACCGCAGUACAUGAGCCGAGCUUCCCCUGCUGUGUGCCCCCCUCAUUAAUCUAACCUUUUAAAUGAGUGGGGGCACCAAGGGCGUCAAGCUGCGGUAGUCCUGUUGCCACGUCCCGCGUUCCUGUUUUUCGGAUUGGAAAUGUUCGUGGAACGGAAACUCCAUUCACCAAGAUUUCCGCUCUUUCGGAGAAAUACUCGCGCAACGUGAAAACGAAAUCUCGGCAUGCUAAUAUCCUUCCGUCAUUUCUGGCCAUUGUAACCGUUUUGAUUUUGUUAAGUCUUCAGCUGGGUCUAGUUGGUCGAGCUGUGUUUGACUGAAUGCACCCCGUGCUCCUCGUGAAAUCUUGGUGAAUGAGGGGGAAUGUGAACUUGGAUUUGAGAAUGACAUCAUGUGUUGCGGGCGCGUGCAAGAGGGGAAAUUCUGUACAACCAAGCGGCCAACAGCAACCAGGGGGCAGGCUGUAAUGAGUCUUUCAGGGCAGGAAUCCUGCUAGUUGUGGUGUUGCCUAUGGUGUGAUAAUGUUGUAUACACCUGCAUCAUCCUGCCAAGUGACCUCCUUUCCAAAGAAUGACUCCUAACAGUCAAGGGUGAAAGUAAAGCAGUCGGAAGGACCUGGAAAAGGCAACACUCUGUUACCUGUCCUUGACUUCAAGAGUGGGGUUAUGUUUUAACCACAUCCUUCUCCCACCCAUAGCCACCCCUACUGAAACUGCAGAGAGCACCGUUGCUAACUUUGACUUUGAGUUAACACACCGUUUUGAAUCCUCAGGCUUAUUAUGGGCACCGGUUACAGUUGAGGAACAUUUUGCUGGAAUGCCGAUGGCUACUGAAAGCCUUGCACCAGUAGACCGUUGGAUUUUUUUUGUUUAUUUGUUUGGCCGUUAGUUUCCAAGUGUAAUUUUGUUCCUUUGCCAAACAUGCUGUUAUUUUAAGGCACAUUUCUGUGGCCCACACAGUUGAGUUUCAUACACGUCAUGAAAAAGAGGGGUUUUGAACUUUUUUGUUGUUGUUGUUGCUGUUGAUGAAUUCCAUGCAUGUAAUGUUUUGUUGAAUUUGGUUUUAUUUUUUUAAUUUGAAUUUUACAUCCAAAUAAUCAUUAACUUGGAAGGUUUAUAUUGAACGGAUAGCGUUGACAUUGAGGAUAUAUUUGGAUUAAUGUAUUUGUUUGAUCGUUUACAAGCAAAUGGUGCAGAAAUAAAAACGAAACAUUGUAGGAUGUUUAAAAAAGGUAUACAGAGCAAAUCUCCGCGUGGCACCUUAACCACACCUUCAGUGUCAGACCUCACAAACAGGAAGCUCUCUGACUUUGCUCUCCAGCUAGGCUUUCACCUCAUGCUUUCAGUUUAUUUUAUUUUUAUUUUGUGUCAGGCAAGCAGAGUUGAGUUGAAGAAUCUUCUCUUCAUCUCCGUACAGCAGCUUUGUGAAAAUUUUAUAGGAUUUUAUCUCUCUCUUCCACCACUGAAGAAUGUAUUUAAAUUCAUUGUUUCAUUGUUUGAUAGACACAUUUACCAUUCUUAGCCAAAAAUCUAAAUGGUUGCAAAUAGGUUAAUUUGCAUUAUUAUAUUAUGUGGAGACAGUAUCAGUCUCAGUAUCAGGUUGGCUGUGUGCAUGUGCUUAAUGCUCGAGAUGCAAAAGGGCUCAGGUCUAUAUGAAUAUCUAUUUUAUGGAUUACGUAUCCAUUGUAUCAAACAUAUCUUCAGUAAUUCCAAUUCUGUAUAUGUGGG
This is a messenger RNA of Conger conger (European conger), 5419 nucleotides long. It is a transcript of the gene usp36, whose product is annotated as ubiquitin specific peptidase 36. Bases 139 to 3426 code for a protein of 1095 amino acids. The record is from RefSeq and is a predicted model, not a curated record. The transcript has 21 exons. Gene Ontology annotation, biological process: regulation of apoptotic process; protein deubiquitination. Gene Ontology annotation, molecular function: cysteine-type deubiquitinase activity; cysteine-type endopeptidase activity. Gene Ontology annotation, cellular component: cytosol; nucleus. Lineage: Eukaryota; Metazoa; Chordata; Actinopteri; Anguilliformes; Congridae.